Prorocentrum cordatum is the source of this 324-nucleotide messenger RNA. Lineage: Eukaryota; Dinophyceae; Prorocentrales; Prorocentraceae. The record is from the annotation of a GenBank genome assembly.
AUGGGCGGCGCGGCGACCAGCGCCCUCUCGGCCUCCUGCGGCGCGCCCGGGGGCCCGUGCUUCCACGCGUUCGGCAGGCGGAGCGUGUCCGUGCUGCCGGUGCUCAGCCCAGGGUACACGUUGUCGGUUGCGUUCGAGACCACGGUGCCCGAGCCCGGGGCGGAGCCCGAGGGGCGCGUGUACUUCGUCGUGGGCGACAGGCACGGCGAGGGGAUCUUCUACGACAAGCCGAAGCUCCCAAGGAGCAUCUCGGCCCGCGGCUGGCGCCCUUGUGUGCUGAUGUGCGCGUCGGAGUCGCGGCUCCGGGUGCUGCCCUUCCAGUAG